This is a messenger RNA of Mixia osmundae IAM 14324, 3369 nucleotides long. RefSeq lists its product as uncharacterized. The transcript is spliced from 12 exons. The coding region runs from base 1 to 3369 and encodes 1122 amino acids. Gene Ontology annotation, biological process: signal transduction; protein phosphorylation. Gene Ontology annotation, cellular component: cytoplasm. Gene Ontology annotation, molecular function: protein kinase activity; ATP binding. The record is from RefSeq and is a predicted model, not a curated record. NCBI's taxonomy places the organism in Eukaryota, Fungi, Basidiomycota, Mixiomycetes, Mixiales, Mixiaceae.
AUGGCGAGCCGGAAGCGGGAACGAACGACCUCGAAGACAUCGCGAAGACUGGACGCUGCAGAAGAGCCUACAAAACGAGCGCGGCAGGUCGAUGCCGCGCCGGUGACACGAGAAAGGACACGAACGGAACCAGCCGUCUUACAACCCAUUGAUCAGAACCGCAAGCGCGCAGCGACCACUCAAGCUGCGACGAACGGCAAGACGAGCUCGGCAAACGCCAUCAGCGAGCGAGCCACCGACUGCGCAGGGCCGAAUGCGGUCAGAGAGACAGUUGCAGUCGCUGUUACCACCGAGCUCGAUGCCAAAUUACCUGCGAUCGAUGAAGACGAAUACCGUAGAGCAUACCACGCUUGGGUCAGCGAGCCCCUGCAAAGAGCGCGUGAUCUCAUGCGAGACAUUGAUGACGAUAGAAUCGACUCGCGUCGAGAGGAAAGAAAGAGGCUCAUCGUUUGCAUCACAUCACUCUGCACAGGGAUUGCCGACCUGUCGCGGGAACAAUUGCCCAGCAUGCCGCUCAUCGCGCGCCUGACCGAAGAGACCUGGACCCAAGACCUACAAGCAUGUCGCGUAGACAUCGCGGAUCUGGACGAGAUGGGUAGAACUCCCGCGAGGGCACCAAUGUUUCAUGCUGGCAUUGACCAGUGUGACCUAGACUGGCCGCAAUCCGCAAUCCUGCCGAACUUUUGCCUUUGCGAUCUGUGUUGGUUCGAUGAGGAAAAUAAGUAUCUCGCCGGUGAUGAAGAGAUUGUCGACAAAUUCAAGUCGGCUCACAUGAUAGAGCUGCUCGCUAAAUUAUCCUUCCUGGCGGCAUUCGUAGCACCCGAAGAGCUGUCAAGUCUCGCGCCUAGCCAGCCACGAGAAGACGAGGACGACGCCGUGCCUGACAUCCAUGUUAGCGCCGAGGCAGCACCCAUUGUAGACACUCCUGAGGAUGGGGACCCCGAUGAUCCUCCAUCGCACUGUAGAAAGCCGUCUACAGACAAAUUCGAAGAAUCGGACGAGUUGGCAGAAUCGUCUGUGGAUCCAAUCGAUGUAUCGAGCGAAGACUCUCGGACGGAAGAAGAGCUAGCUGCUGUCAGAGCAGAAUGCGAACGACUCGAGUUGUCUGUGCCUGUCCUCGCUCGAGACUACAAGAUCGUCGAUAGGCUGGGCGAAGGCACUUUCUCCUCGGUCUACAAAGCCCACGAUCUCCAAGCUCACAUAUUCGACAAUCGUCCCUGGCAAGAACUAGAUCCUGCGCCUCACAUCGCAGACGAAGCUGCAUACCGUUCCUAUCGUAAAGUGUCAGCACGGGCGUCUGUGUACGUUCCACCAAGGAAGCCGAUCUUCGUUGCCAUCAAGAAGAUCUACGUGACCAGCAGCCCCAUUAGGAUCUUGAACGAGAUGGAGAUCAUGGCCAUGUUAAGGAAAGCACGCAAUACUGCUUUCUUGAUCACCGCCUUUCGAAAUGAGGACCAAGUUCUGAUUGUGAUGCCUUACGAACGUCACCAAGACUUUCGACAUUACUAUCGCACCGCGUCGCUUGAUACCAUCAGGAGCUACACUCUGUGUCUUUUCCGUGCGCUAGCAGACUGCCAUUCCCGCAAGAUUCUCCAUCGCGACAUCAAGCCUGCCAACUUUCUAUUCAACAUCCACACAGAGCAAGGCACAUUGUGCGACUUUGGUCUGGCAGAAGUCUUCGAUCCUUUCGAAUGGAACGGACGCUGCUUGCAUUCUCUGCCUUCGCACAACGAGCUUCACGGUCACAGGCUCGAGCAGCAGAAAUCUCUGUGGUCCCAGGUCAGAGAGCAAAAAUCAGAAUGGGAAUUGAGCGACAAAACAGGCAAGAUGCCCUGGUUUCCGGACGCACAAAAGGACAAUGAACUGGAAACGGUUUUGAAGCUUCAUCAGGAGCACAAGGGCUUUCUCGAAAACCUUCAGAACGCAUACCCAGCACCCAAAUCGUUAACGAGAGUUGGCUACCUCAAGCCUGAUCGUGACAACAGACCUGCCGCAAAAGCCAACCGAGCGGGCACGCGUGGCUUCAGAGCACCCGAAGUUCUCCUCAAGUGUCCUGACCAGACCGUCUCUAUCGAUGUCUGGUCGGUCGGCGUAAUUCUGCUGUCGUUCCUAACCCGACGCUUUCCGUUCUUCAACUCAAACGAUGAUAUCGAAGCGCUCAUGGAGAUCGUCACUCUUGUGGGACGCCGUCGCAUGGAGAAGUGCGCUGAGCUUCAUAAUCGACGCUUCAUCACAAAUAUACCCAACGAGGCGCCAGCGCAUAAAGAUUUGCAUGCUCUCGUCAAGGCACUCUGUCCGGAUGUCUAUGUGGCUGCGAUGCAAGGCCCGCCGGAGUCAGCAGUCUAUGACGCGACAAAUCCACUCUACCAAGCUGUCGACCUCAUGGCUCAGUGCUUGACGCUCGAUUGUACAAGGCGGGUGACGGCGCACGCCGCUCUGCAUCACCCGUUCCUCUCGCAGAAAACGCAGAGCAACGAUGUUCUCGUCGCGCCUCGUCGAGGCAAAGGCUGCGAGAGAGACAGACAUCGCAUCUGCGAACGCCAUCAAGCAAGCAUCAGUUCCGCCAAGAUGACGUCUCGCGAGGAUAGCGUUUACAUGGCCAAGUUGGCCGAGCAGGCUGAGAGAUACGAUGAGAUGGUCACCAGCAUGAAGGAUGUGGCCAAGCUCAACCAAGAGCUCACAAUCGAAGAGCGUAAUCUGCUCAGUGUGUCCUACAAGAACGUCGUCGGAGCUCGUCGUGCUAGCUGGAGAAUUGUCAGCAGCAUCGAGGCCAAGGAAGAGGCCAAGUCGCCCAAUUCAUCUCCCUGGGUCAGCGCGAUCAAGGACUAUCGCUCAAAGAUCGAGAAGGAGCUCGAAGGCAUCUGCGAAGACAUCCUCUCCGUGCUGGACCAACAUCUCAUCAAGUCGGCCGAAAGUGGCGAGAGCAAGGUCUUCUACCACAAGAUGAAGGGUGACUAUCACCGCUACCUCGCCGAAUUCUCAUCAGGGGAGAAGCGCUCGACCGCGUCAGAGUCUGCACUCGAAGCUUACAAGGCUGCCUCAUCCAUUGCCAACGUCGAGCUGCCUUCAACACAUCCCAUCCGACUCGGUCUCGCACUCAACUUUUCGGUCUUCUACUACGAGAUUCUCAACUCACCCGACAAGGCUUGCCAGCUCGCAAAACAAGCAUUCGAUGACGCGAUCGCCGAGCUCGACACGCUGAGCGAGGAGAGCUACAAGGACUCGACACUGAUCAUGCAGCUGCUCAGGGACAAUCUGACGCUCUGGACCUCUGAUAUGGCCGAUGCAAAUGAGAAGACCGCAGCCAAGGCUGAGCCGGAAGCUGCGGCACCGGCGGAGGCAGAGGCUGCAAAGACAGAGGCGUCGUGA